This is a messenger RNA of Rhizophagus irregularis DAOM 181602=DAOM 197198, 837 nucleotides long. RefSeq lists its product as uncharacterized. The record is from RefSeq and is a predicted model, not a curated record. NCBI's taxonomy places the organism in Eukaryota, Fungi, Glomeromycota, Glomeromycetes, Glomerales, Glomeraceae.
AACCUUAUUGAACCACGAGAUCGUGUUCAAGCCGUACGACAUAUCCUUACUGGAGAGUUUCCACUUAUGGAUGAUCAACAAGAGAAAAAUUUAUUCGCAAGCAUUACAAUGUUUAAUUGUAAUGAUGGAAUUUCCCCACAUUCAGCAAGUGAAUUUAUGUUUCAAAUGAUGCCAAUGGAUGCCAUUUUACCCCAAAAUAAACGUAAAGAGACUCCCUUCUUGAAUGCAAUUUACAAUUUCCUUGAAGACGCAAUCACAAAAAUUUUUACUUGGUUAUCACCGCCUGUGGGAAAAACUGAAGCAAUAGAAAUUUAUUUGCAUUAUCAAACAGUCAACAAUGAUAAUUCUGAAUUACUAGCCUCGAUUCGUCAAUUAGAUCCAUGGACAAUAUCCUGGAGUAAUAUUUGUGAUUACUUUUACCCACAUGAUUUUCACAGUUUGCUUCGAGCAUGUUCAGGAGAAAAUACAGUUCAUAUAUUGACUUCAAUGAAUUGGGUCACAGAAGUCUUUGGUGCACAUAUCAUGGAAUAUGAUAGUAAAAUUCGUCGCAAAAUUUUUAUUGAAGCACAAAACAUGAUUUCAAUGACUGGAAAAUAUAAGGACCCAUCUGGAUAUUUCCGACAUACCAAGGUUAUCGCACAUCCAUAUAAUAUAGGUGAUAUGGGUGCGACAUUGAUGGUGAAGGAUAGUUGGCAAGAUUACUUUUUCAAAGGACAAGAUUUGAAUAUUGGCGAAGUUUCAUUCGUACCAUAUUCUCAUACACACAAAACUCAUACGCUCUUGAAUAUUUAUUUUACGUUUAAUAAAAAGAUUAAUGCUUAUACUGGUUACGAGUAG